AUGGAGCAGGGCCCACCGCAAAAUCCUUACACUUUCACACGAGAGGAUUAUGACAACUUGGUGGCUAAGAUGCCUAACUGUCAAAUUAGUAAACGCUCAAAGUACGAGGAGAUUGAAUUAGUGGACGACUGUACAUUAUUUGAAAUAUACCGCCAGCCGCGGGCUCCCAUAACGGAUCCAAAUGCGACCAGAACGCUAUCAAUUCGACAGCUCAAUGCUGAUCUCACGUGUCCCAUCUGCCUAGGAAUUAUUAAGAUGGCGAUGGUAGUUAUGGAGUGUCUACAUCGCUUCUGUAGUGACUGUAUCUCCACUGCCAUCCGCCAGAGUAAGCGCGAGUGUCCAUCAUGUCGCAUUCACAUUCCGUCAAAGCGUUCACUGCGACCCGAUACCAAUUUUGAUGCGCUUAUUUGCAAAAUUUAUCCAAACUUGGCCGAAUUUGAGCGCAAUGAGGACCAGAUCAUUGAGCAAAUUAAUCGGUCUCGACAUUUCAACAACGCUUACACAGAGAGCACACGAAUGGGUGUGCUCAGUCAGGCCGCGACACGGCGUCAGGGUCGGAAAAAAGUAGAAGACACUACGUCGAGUUUAUCAUCGCGUCCGUCGUCGCCGUCAAGCAUAGCAUCGCUACCUGUUGGAGACAAGCGGAGCUCGUCUGAUAACAGCUCAACUUCAGCUACAGUCUCUGAAGAGGAAUCAGCUCGUAAAAAGCUCAAAGUUGCUCCAUCUACGUCCAAACCUAUCGACACAAUAACUGAUCGUGUUCACUUUCGAGUGUUACUUCAUUCAGAAGCACAGUCGAAUUCGCCGAAAUUAGAGCGCACGCUCUUCACGACGUCAGCGAGACUUAAGAUUCGUCACUUGAAGAAACACUUGGCUUCACUGCUCAAAUUAGACAAGUACGAUAACAUGUGCAUCGUACUACCAAACGUAAAUUGCACGCUUAGUGGGCUGAGUGAGUCAGUGAAGCACAAAAAGAGUGUUGCGAUUCGAAAAGAUUUGCUAUGUGACCAAGAGCUGGAGGAUUUUGUGCUUUUGAAAGAUAUUUAUGAGCAAUACGGUAUGGGCAUGGCAUGGGAACUACGGCUUUUGUACCAUUUUUCCCCAGGCACAAUCGUUAAUGGCAUUGCACAAUUUGUUUCUGCAUCGGCCAAAAGUACUUGA
Molecule: messenger RNA, 1161 nt
Organism: Plasmopara halstedii
Lineage: Eukaryota; Oomycota; Peronosporomycetes; Peronosporales; Peronosporaceae
Product: zinc finger domain containing protein
Exons: 1
Coding region: 1-1161 (386 amino acids)
Cellular component (GO): PcG protein complex; ubiquitin ligase complex
Molecular function (GO): chromatin binding; ubiquitin protein ligase activity
Source: RefSeq, a predicted model, not a curated record